Salvelinus namaycush (lake trout) is the source of this 1335-nucleotide messenger RNA. Its product is annotated as POU domain, class 3, transcription factor 3-B. The record is from RefSeq and is a predicted model, not a curated record. NCBI's taxonomy places the organism in Eukaryota, Metazoa, Chordata, Actinopteri, Salmoniformes, Salmonidae. Gene Ontology annotation, biological process: brain development; regulation of transcription by RNA polymerase II. The transcript is spliced from 2 exons. Gene Ontology annotation, cellular component: nucleus. The coding region runs from base 1 to 1335 and encodes 444 amino acids. Gene Ontology annotation, molecular function: DNA-binding transcription factor activity, RNA polymerase II-specific; RNA polymerase II cis-regulatory region sequence-specific DNA binding.
AUGGCCACCACGGCUUCCAACCCCUAUCUGUCCAGCAAUAGUAUCCUCUCGUCCGGCUCGAUCGUGCAUUCUGACUCUGGAGGCGGUGGUAUGCAGCCGGGCAGUGCUGCGGUUACCUCGGUGUCUGGUGGGUACAGGGGAGACCCCACAGUAAAGAUGGUACAGAGUGACUUCAUGCAGGGAGCUAUGGCAGCGAGCAACGGAGGACAUAUGUUGAGCCAUGCUCAUCAGUGGGUGACAUCCCUGCCGCACGCCGCCGCUGCGGCAGCUGCAGCCGCUGUAGCAGCAGCCGAAGCCGGAUCGCAUUGGUCGUCGAGUCCCGUCGGUAUGACAGGCAGCCCUCAGCAGCAGGACGUGAAAAACAACUCGGGAAGAGACGAUCUACACACGGGCACCGCGUUGCACCACAGGCCCCCACACUUAGGUCCUCAUCAGACUCACGCAGGGGCUUGGGGGAGCACAACUGCGGCUCACCUCAACUCGAUAUCAGGGGGACAGCAGCAGCAGCAGUCGCUGAUCUACUCCAACCCCGGGGGCUUCACGGUGAAUGGAAUGCUCAGCCAACCAGGGAGCCAGAGCCUGGUGCACCCGGGUCUGGUAAGGGGGGACACCCCAGAGCUGGACCACGGCAGCCACCAUCACCACCAUCACCACCAGCAUCCGCAUCACCAGCAGCAACACCACGGAGGGGUGAACAACCACGACCAGCACUCCGACGAGGACACACCGACCUCGGACGACUUGGAGCAGUUCGCCAAGCAGUUCAAACAGCGCCGGAUCAAACUAGGCUUUACGCAGGCGGACGUGGGCUUGGCCCUGGGCACCCUGUACGGGAACGUCUUCUCUCAGACCACCAUUUGUCGGUUUGAAGCUCUCCAGCUCAGCUUCAAAAACAUGUGCAAGCUGAAGCCAUUGCUAAACAAAUGGCUGGAGGAGGCGGAUUCUACCACUGGCAGCCCGACCAGCAUCGACAAGAUAGCGGCACAAGGUAGGAAGCGAAAGAAGCGCACGUCCAUCGAAGUAAGCGUGAAGGGAGCUUUGGAGAGCCACUUCCUGAAAUGCCCCAAACCCUCGGCCCAAGAGAUAACCUCACUAGCGGACAACUUGCAGCUGGAGAAAGAAGUGGUUAGAGUGUGGUUUUGCAAUAGGAGACAGAAGGAAAAAAGGAUGACGCCCCCAGGAGUGCCACAGACGCCGGAGGAUGUGUACUCGCAGGUCGGCAAUGGACAUUUUUUAGUAGAUUACUUAAAAGAUGCAAGUUUAACUGGGCCGAGUGAACCGACCGACCAGAGGGUGACUACAAGUUCGUUCCAUCAGGUAAUUUUGGCGCAUUAA